Paracoccidioides lutzii Pb01 is the source of this 309-nucleotide messenger RNA. Its product is annotated as mitochondrial 37S ribosomal protein MRPS16. The record is from RefSeq and is a predicted model, not a curated record. The transcript is spliced from 3 exons. Gene Ontology annotation, molecular function: structural constituent of ribosome. Gene Ontology annotation, biological process: mitochondrial translation. Gene Ontology annotation, cellular component: mitochondrial small ribosomal subunit; ribosome. Bases 1 to 309 code for a protein of 102 amino acids.
AUGGUUGUAAAGAUUCGUCUAUCCCGGUUCGGGAACCGCCACCAGCCUUUUUACAACAUUGUUGUGGCACAAGCGAGGUCAGCCCGCGAUUCUAAACCUCUCGAAGUCAUUGGAACCUACUGCCCCAUACCGAAGAUGCCAACUGGCCUCUCCGAUGAAGAAGCCAAAGUGGCUAAGCCUUUCAAAGAUAUAAACCUUGACAGGUCGCGGACGAAAUACUGGCUAGGUGUUGGUGCGCAACCGAGUAAACCUGUCUGGAGGUUGCUAAGUUUGAUCGGGCUUGUUGAGCCUAAACUCGGAAAUGUGUGA